Cataglyphis hispanica is the source of this 1293-nucleotide messenger RNA. Its product is annotated as intraflagellar transport protein 81 homolog. Gene Ontology annotation, cellular component: cilium; intraciliary transport particle B; centrosome. Gene Ontology annotation, biological process: cilium assembly; intraciliary transport. NCBI's taxonomy places the organism in Eukaryota, Metazoa, Arthropoda, Insecta, Hymenoptera, Formicidae. Gene Ontology annotation, molecular function: tubulin binding. The record is from RefSeq and is a predicted model, not a curated record.
AUGAGGCAAGGUUUAGUUCGAGGUGAGGUCGAAAUUAUUCAUCCUAUAUUGACAUGGUUCUUAACGCAUAUUGAUGUAAUUCGGAAAAGAGCGUAUCUAUCACGGUUUCUCAUCAAGAUAGAAAUUCCACCAGAGUAUCUAGGAGAUUCGGAAAUAUCUCUUUUAUAUGAACAAUAUUUAUCCUUGGUCGAUAAAUUUAAAACAAUUCAUAAAGAAAGAGAAAUUGGAAAAAAGAAUGUUGAAGCUGCCGUCGAACUUGCAGCGGAUUUACAAACAAUGGAAAAAGAAAAAGAAGUAACUAAUUGCGCUAUCGGUAAAAUCAAAUCAAAGGCUGAACUUGCGCUGCAUUUAUUAGAUGCCUGCAGAUUAUUACGAAUGGAAGACAAAGAACGCGAUUUAAUAUUGGAGAAAGAGCAAGAAAAAGAGACUAUUUUCAAUUUACAAAAUUCUCUUCAAAGAGUUGAACGCGAGUUACAAGUUUUGAAGCGUGAUAGUACUGGACUCACACCGCAAAUAUUAAUUCAACAUUUGAUAGAAGAAGUAACGGUGCAAUCUGCGAUUGUAAAAGAAAAACUUCCAUCUGAAUUAAACGCAAAGAAAAAUUGGAUAAAAGCUUUAUUAAUAGUCAAAGAAUAUUCUUAUUUAGGUCCAGAUAAGAUCAUAACCUUGAGAAACAAUUUGGACGUAAUAUUAAAGAACAUACAAGAUUUAAUGGAAUCCAAAGUACGUACAGAAUCGAAGAACAAUAUUGAUAAAAUAGAGCCGUUCAGACAACAAGCUGCUGCUGUUGGAAAUAUGAAACGAAAUGCUCUUGAACGUUUAGAGAAAAUUGAAAGUUCUUUAGAGGAAUUACAAUUACGAUUAAAAGAAAAACAAGAUUCGAAAAGCUUGUUGCAAAUGUCAAUACCUAAAGCGGAGGUUAAAAAAUAUAUCAAUCGUUUAAAAAAUAAGAGUACAGUAUAUAAAACGGCAAAAACAGAGAUAGCUGGUUUACAAGCAGAAAGUGGUGUACUUCAUCGAACAGCAACUAUUUUAGACACGCAGAUUACUAAUUCUUAUCCAACUGAUAUUAUAUCUAAAGUAGUGAUUCCAGAAAAUUAUAUAUUAGAGAACGCAUUAACAACAAAUGGCCAAUUAUCUCACUCAAUAUCGACUUUGCGUACCAAUCUUGCUCCAGUCAUAAGAGGUAAUAACAAAUAAGUCUUUUGCGAAGGAUUUUGCACAUCUUAUGGAAAAUUGUUUCCUAGUAAAUUUCGUUCAAAUUUUAGAAUUUUGUAAUUUAUGUAACAUUGU